Molecule: messenger RNA, 2072 nt
Organism: Moneuplotes crassus
Lineage: Eukaryota; Ciliophora; Spirotrichea; Euplotida; Euplotidae
Source: the annotation of a GenBank genome assembly
UCGCGGAUUAGUAAUAUGUCAAACAAAGUUCAAACUGGAAGCCAAGAAAAUAUACAGGAGCAGCCUGAGAUCUCCAGGAUCGAGGCUAAGCUACAGGAGAAGCUCAAGGCUGAGAAUAAAUAUUAUAACUCACAAGCUGAGCUAAAUGUUCCUAAAUUUUAUGAUUUUCUAGCAGAUAAUAUGCUUGAAGAGUUCGAUCAAGAGACUGACGAAAUUUAUGAAUGGUUUUAUUCGUUAAAUGACGAUGAAUUGAGACUUAGCUUGAUGAAAGACUUUAAACGAGUCAAGGAGGACCAUGAAAAUCAGAGGAAGAAUAAUCCUGAGACAAGCAGAUGUCGCACUCCCAUGUUCCUCAGAAAAGAUCGAAUGGAACAAGCUUAUAAAUAAGCACUUGGAGAGGUUCAAGAAGAAGAGUCAGGAGCCUGUAAAGAAGAGCAAUAAAUUAGACCAGAAAAUCAACAAAAGUCCUAUCCAAAAGAGUACCAAGUGUAAGGAAAUUCAUAGAGAUUUUACAAGUUUUGGGUCCAAGAUGCGUACAACUCCUUCUACCUCCAAAAGGUCGUCCAAUGAUGUACAGAAGCAGAAAGGAACUAAGGAUAGCACUAAGAAUGAUGAAAAGGUUAAUUCCUUUCUUAGUAAGGCAAAAUAUAGCGAAUAUUUUCUUACUCAUAAAUCUCCGUUGGUGAAGCAAAGUGAUAGUGGAACAAAUAAAUCAGUGAAUAAAGGCAAGAAGACACCAACUAGACGAAAUAAAGCAAAAUCUACAUAUCUGAACUCCUCAUUCGUGAAGGGUUUGCACCCAAGUACAAACUCGCCUUUGAUUCAGCAGAAGAGGGAGAAGCAUAAGGAGCUGAAUGAAAGAGUUAAAAGAAUUAGAGAGAAAGAGAGUAAUUAUUGUAAUUCUAAAAAUGCGAAGAAAAGAUCUGAAAGGUUCCUCGAUUUCUCAAAAUAUAUCAAUCAAGGAACUAGUCAAGCGAGCAAACCAGGCGAUCAGGAGCAUCAGGAUUAUUCAUCGACAACGCCUAAAAAUUUCAACAGGCCAAAAGUGAUAAAUACAGUCAAACAUAGUCCAUUGAAAGCGAAGAAAUUAAUCAAGACUAGAUUUAAGGACAAUAUGAGGAAGAACAUCAGUGAGGUUUCAAGUACCGGAUUCUCUCCUUAUCAAAGAUGUAAGGUCAAUAGCAGUAAUUCCUACCUCAAGAGUAGGAACAAGGAAGGGUUCUCAUCAGAUACAUCAGAUAGAGGCAAUCUUGAUAAGGAAAAUCAACCAAAAUAUCAUCAGAAGAAAAAGAUAUCAAAGAAAGGGACUUCAACUCAACAUGAGCUUACAUCAAACCGCUCGGUCUUGAACAAAUCUCAGAAGGGAUCAAUGUUCCAUUAUUUUAAUCCAAAUUUAUCGAAAGGAGAAAAUGCUAGGAAGCUUCAUAAGAAGCACCAUACAGGCUUCGAUGACUCGAUGUCUAUUGGGAGUUCCCAUAGUAAGAGGAAGGCUGACAUGCAGAACUCAGUCAGCUAUUCAAACACAAGUCCAAGGAGUUUGUACUCUAAGAUGAAAAAGAAUGAAACCAAAGGUAAUUCACAGGCCUUGAAUCAGUCAUGUACCGUAGAGAAUGAAGACUCUAUGAUAUUGGAGAAACGUAAAGCUCUUUUGAAUCAGAGUGAUGUGCAGCAUACUGAUGAAGAUGUAAAGCUGGACUACCAUGGAGAUAACAAGAUGAAGGUUGCCACCAAUCAGUAUAGGAGACACACAGAAGAUAGUAUCCUCAACUCUAGCUAUGUUAGCUACAAGUCAGAUUUAGGGAAGGAGAAUACUAAUAAGACUAAUUAUGGCAAGAAGACUUAUCGAGAGAAAAGAAUUAACAUACAAGCGAAGACUCCUCAAAAUAUUUUUAAGUCAAAUUUGAACAAGUCUACUGAUUUAUUCUCUAAAUAUGUAAAUCAUAACAGAAAGAGUCCUCUUGUAGUCAAGAGCAAAAGGAAUCUCAAGCAGAUAUAUUGCAAAUGAGAUGAAUCUGAAGACGAAAUGAGGUUGCCCCAUAAUGCCUAAAUUUAAAUAACCAAUUUUAAAUUAA